AUGACAUAUAGGAGACCUUUUCUUCCUACUGACAUUCUAGUGAAUGAGGACCUGAACCAGGCCUUGAGAUAUAUCAUUUACCUAGGACAAGUUCAGAAGCAAUCCAGGACUGUCCCCACAAGGCACUGCCAGCUCCCCCUAAAAAUACAUAGGAAGGAGCAGUUCCUUCACAAAGAAACCCCGGUGACCAAGUUCUCCUUAAAACCCGGGAGGGGUUCCCCCAACCAACCAUUGGCAAGAGGGAAGUCCCCCUAUAGUAAUUUAAACCAUCCUCACUGCUGUCAAACUGAAAGAGAAUGGGUAUACUUGUCCAGACUAAAGAUUUUACCUCCAGAAACAGCACAAGAGAAGAACAGUACACCUGUGAGCCAGCGGAAGAUCUGA
Rangifer tarandus platyrhynchus (Svalbard reindeer) is the source of this 384-nucleotide messenger RNA. The record is from the annotation of a GenBank genome assembly. Lineage: Eukaryota; Metazoa; Chordata; Mammalia; Artiodactyla; Cervidae.